This is a messenger RNA of Mustela erminea (ermine), 1935 nucleotides long. It is a transcript of the gene RHBDD3, whose product is annotated as rhomboid domain containing 3. Gene Ontology annotation, cellular component: membrane. The record is from RefSeq and is a predicted model, not a curated record. Gene Ontology annotation, molecular function: protein binding; serine-type endopeptidase activity. Bases 2 to 1762 code for a protein of 586 amino acids. Lineage: Eukaryota; Metazoa; Chordata; Mammalia; Carnivora; Mustelidae. The transcript is spliced from 6 exons.
GAUGGUGCACAGCCCCAUUUUAUUGUUGAAGAGACUGAAGCCCAGAGGGUUCCAGUUCCAGUUCUGUUUGUCCAUGGGCAAGUCCUUCAGCUCUGGAAAGUACCCAUGGGUGGGUGGUUUUGAGGGUGCAAGAGGAGGCUCUCAGUGGGUGUCUUGGCUUUGGGCAUGGCUGGCACCUGUCUGCCUUCCUGGACACAAUCUAGUCUCCCCAGGCAGGUGCCCAGGCCCAAGGAAGGUUAGGGCUCACCCAAAUCUUUCACAAAUGUAUGGAGUCAAAAAUGUUCCUUACACCUGGAGCCAAGCUAGAGUCUCUCUUUCAGUGAACACAUACAGAGAAUUGGGGAUGAGUAAGAGGAGGGCGCUCCCACCUGCCAUCUGCCUAGACUACUUGCCGGGGAAGAAAGACAGGCUGUGCUUACUAGAUAGGAUAACAUCCACAAAGCAGGGGAUGGGGCAUUUGAACUGGGCUUCAAGGGGGUUAGUAGGAGCUUGCCUAUUGGAGAGAUGGACUGAGGCACAUUGCAGGCGGAGGAGCUUUCUACAUUUUUCCAGCGGGAAACUGACAGCACACGGCCUCAGGACCACCCUUGACACCUUCAGCCACGUUAUGCGUGCCCAAGGUCCCCUCAGCCUACCGUCCCUGGCGCUGCCUCUUGCCUCCUCCGUCCUGAUGCUGCUGCUGGGCAGCCUGUGGCUGGUGGGGGCUGGGCCCAGCCUUACCCUGGCCCCCGAGCUGCUGCUGGACCCUUGGCAGGCACACCGGCUGCUGACCCAUGCCUUGGGUCACACGGCCCUACCUGGCCUGCUCCUGAGCCUGCUGCUCCUGCCCACUCUGGGCUGGUGGCAGGAGUGCCACCUGGGAACUCUGCGGUUCCUGCAUGCCUCUGCCCUGCUCGCCCUGGCUGCUGGGCUCAUGGGGGUGCUGCUGGCGGGCCUUGGGGUGUCCAGUGCAGCUGGCGGCUGCGGCUACAUGCCUGUCCACCUGGCCAUGCUGGCAGGGCAGGGUCACCACCCUCGCCAGCCCCAGGGGGUCCUGCCACCGUGGCUCCUGCCAUGGCUCCUGCUGGCCUUGACACCACUGCUCAGCUCCGAGCCGCCCUUCCUGCAGCUCUUCUGCGGCCUUCUUGCCGGCCUGGCCUAUGCAGCAGGGGCCUUCCGGUGGCUGGAGCUGUCAGAGCGGCGGCUGCAAGCACUACAGGAGGGCGUCUUGUGCAGGGCACUGGCUGGGGGCUGGCCGCUCCGACUCCUUCCUACCCCAGGCAUCCCGGCUGAGCUGCCGCUCACCCAUCCUGCCGGAGUGAGGCCUCCCACCCCCGGACCUCCUUACAUGGCCUCCCCUAGCCUCUGGGCCCUCAGUGAAGGCUCAGCCCUGCUCCCGCCAGGCCUGGGGCCUGUGCAGCCAGCCUGGGAGGGCUCCUCAGAGGUGGGCCUGGCCUGGGCCGGGCUCACCUUCCCCCCAGGGACCCCACUGUGGGCAGCCCUGGAUGAGCAGCUGCUGCAGGAGGGGAUCGAGGCCUCACUCCUCGAGGGGCAGCGUCCCGAGAGCCCACUCCGGCUGCCCAAGUCAUCCGUCUCCUCUCUGCGGCUGCAGCAGCUGGAGCGCAUGGGCUUCCCCACAGAACAGGCAGUGGUGGCCCUGGCAGCCACAGGCCGAGUGGAGGGUGCCGUGUCACUGCUGGUUGCGGGGGAGGUGGGCACCGAGGCCCUGGUGACUCAAGGGAGGGGCGGGCCCGCUCACCCUGAGGGUCCUGGUCCUCCCUAGCCCAUGCAGGCCCUUGGGUGACAAGAGGCUUGGCCCGUUGGUGGGUAGCUUGAGCCCAGCCCUGUUUGCCAAGGGUGGCAGUGUGGUUCAGAAGAGGCCCCUCCGGCUCCCCACCCCGGUACUGUUUAGAAUAAAAACCAGUUCAUUUUUCAAGCUGGACCUCUGUGGAUGCA